AUGUCACACAAAUCAGAACAAGAAUGUAACAAUGAUACAUACAAAAAUGAAAAAAAAACAAAAAAAAAAAAAAAAAAAAAGCACAGUUAUUCUUUAAUAAAUGAAGUAAAUUAUCUACAAGAAGACUACUUGACUUCAACUUCCAAUAUUAAUACAAAUUCAAGAAGUAAAAAAAAGAUAUAUAUAGAAGACAAAAAUGAAUUAACUGGUAUUCAACAAGAUUAUAUCAAUUGUGUAAAUAAAAAUGAAGAAGAAUUCUUCAGUCAUUUGACAUCUUCAAAUAAUAAUAAAAUUAUGAAAAGAGAACAAAAAAAAAAAAAAAAUAAAAUAAAUAACAAUAAUACAAAUGAAUCCAUACAAAAUUAUAAUAAUGCUACAGAGUUAAAAGAAAUAAUUUAUCCUAGUGGAAACCUUGAUGGAAAAAAAGAGGACAUAAUAAGCAAUUAUUUGUAUUCUGAGCAAAAAAACAAAAAUAUAGUUUCUAAUAGUUAUUGUACAGAAGAUGAAAAUAUAUUGAAUAGUAAUUUAGAUGAAAAUAUUAACAACAGUCCUAUAGAAAAUGAACAUAUUAAUGAAAAUUCUAUUCAGAAUGAUAUUAAUUUAAAUAAUGAAUCAAAUAUUUUUAAGAAAAUUUUUAAUAGAAUAAAAAGAACUGUUAUUGAAAGAAAGGGAAAUCCUAUAACUAACGAAAAUGUUGUAGAAAAUGAUGUAUGCGAAUUAAAUAUUAUAGAUACUAAUAGGAAUGAAGAGAAUAAUAUUGAUAAUGAGCAAAAUAGCAUAGAUGAAGACAUUUAUAUAGUAAAUAACCAAGUUGAUAAUAUAAGAGAAAAUAUAAAUGAACAUAAUGAGAGAACAAAUGAAAUGAUAAACUUAAACGAACUAAAUCCUAAUGAUGUUAUAGAUAAUAUAGUAUUAGAAAACCAAGAAAACGAAACAAGAAAUAGAAUUUUAAAUUAUAGUAAUCAUGAAAAUGAUGUAAACAAUAAUGUUGAUGAUAAUAAUUAUAGAUAUAGAAACAUUACUAAUAAUAUUAUUUCAUACUGUAAAAAUUAUAUGAGAGAUAUAAAAGAAAAAAUAAAAAAAUAUUGGUUAGAACGUGUUCAAGAAGCAAAUACACAACUUAAUACACCUCAUCAAAGUUCAAAUAGACCUAGUAUAAAUCCAAACGAAGAUGAAAAUGAUGAUCCAAGUUGCCUUCAAAUUCUUUUUUUUUUAGGUUUGAUUUGUAAAUUUCCAAUAUUAUGGAUACUAGGAUCUAUUGUUUUUUGUGUAACACCUAAUGAACAUAAGAGAACAAAGAAGUGGAGUUUAAUAAAUUCUAUUUUCGCUUUUAUGAGUAUUAUUUAUUUUAUAGCUACGUCUAAAUUUAAAGGAACUAAACCCGUUUUUUCUGUUGUCAUGAAUAAUAAUGCUGAAAAAAAAAAUAUUUUUAAAAAGGGAAUUGUUAAAUAUAAUAAUAAUGUUAUUAAAAAUAUUAUAAUUUUGGAUGAAUUUUCUCCAACAUUUUGGUUAAGUAUGAACUCAAAAGAUGUUUAUGAAACUAGCCAAACUUCUUUUUUAAAUUGGAAUUUUGUGUCAUCCCAAAAACCAAAUUCAAAUAUAUUGCUAAGUAGCAAUAUUUACAAAUUAUUAAAUCGUGUGCAAGUUACUAUUUUUUUUGGAAAGGGAAAUAAAUAUCCAACUGAGGAAAUUGAAAAAAUAAAGUAUUUUUUAAAAGAUUUAAAAGAAAGCAUGGAUCCGAUAUUAUACGAAAAAAUUACAAUGACUGAUAAAGAUAUUCCUGAAAAUUUUUUUGGUGGUGGUCUAAGAUGCGAAAAAGUAGACAAGCAUUUAAAUGAAAAAAAUGAUGAAAAAGGAAAAGAAAAAUGGUACCUAUUUUGGAAAGGAAAUGAUGAACUAAAUAAUAUGUUGAACGAUUUCACUUUUAAUUCUUUUAUUCCUGUAGGAGAAGUUUUUUUUUUUAAAAGUGAAUACCAUUGUAGGGUAGCAUUCAUAUAUCCAAAAAAUAUGAAUAUUGACCAAAUAAAUGUUCCAUAUAAUUUUGUUGAAAUUAAAAGGAUUAUAAUAAAAUCUUUUUAA
Molecule: messenger RNA, 2079 nt
Organism: Plasmodium relictum
Lineage: Eukaryota; Apicomplexa; Aconoidasida; Haemosporida; Plasmodiidae
Product: conserved Plasmodium protein, unknown function
Exons: 3
Coding region: 1-2079 (692 amino acids)
Source: RefSeq, a predicted model, not a curated record